This is a messenger RNA of Arabidopsis lyrata subsp. lyrata, 2138 nucleotides long. RefSeq lists its product as uncharacterized. The transcript is spliced from 14 exons. The coding region runs from base 93 to 1787 and encodes 564 amino acids. Gene Ontology annotation, molecular function: 2-oxoglutarate-dependent dioxygenase activity. The record is from RefSeq and is a predicted model, not a curated record. NCBI's taxonomy places the organism in Eukaryota, Viridiplantae, Streptophyta, Magnoliopsida, Brassicales, Brassicaceae.
AGUCGUUGUAAACGCAAGAGGUUGCAUCUUCAGUCGUAACUGAACUUUUUGAAGUUUGGAGUUUUAACGAAAUCCCGGCGGCCUGUAGAAGUAUGCCGAUGGGAUGCGAGUUUCCGAAGAUUCAAACCUUCGAGAGUGCUCUUUCUGCCGCCGACUUCGAGUCUACCGUCGAACUCACCAACUUCCCUGCAGUUUUUCGAGGAUGUGCUAGCGACUGGGAUGCGUAUUCUAAGUGGAAUCCAUUCAACAGUGGACUUGAUUAUCUGGAGGAACGUGCAGGUUCAGUUGAAGUGGAGGCAAUGCUUUCAAGGACGGCUCCAAUUUUCAACGGUGAUAUCAGAAGCCAUGAUAGGGUAUCAUUGCCCUUCUCGGAUUUUAUCAGAUUCUGCAAGCAGCAUAUCAGUGACAAAGGGAAUGGUUCUGAUGUUGAUGCUAAGUCUGCAGAUUUAACUCCUAUGCCCGAGGACUAUAGACCUGGACAAAUAUACCUAGCACAGUUUCCAAUUCUGAAUGACGAGAAAGAAGAGAAGGUUCAACUUAAGAUUCUGAGACAAGACAUCCAGACGCCCACACUUUUAGGGGAAAAGUCAUUGUCUUCUAUCAACUUUUGGAUGAAUUCUGCACAAGCUCGAUCAAGUACCCACUAUGAUCCACAUCAUAACCUUUUAUGCGUAGUCUCAGGGCGUAAAAAAGUUGUCUUGUGGCCCCCUUCUGCAAGUCCCUCGCUCUACCCGAUGCCUAUAUACGGAGAAGCGUCAAACCAUAGUUCGGUUGGUCUAGAAAACCCGAAUUUAUCAUAUUAUCCAAGAGCAGAGCAUUCUCUGAAGCAGUCACAGAAGGUUAUUCUUAAUGCUGGUGAUGCAGUAUUCAUUCCUGAGGGUUGGUUCCAUCAGGUGGAUAGUGAAGAGCUGACUGUUGCUGUCAACUUUUGGUGGCAAUCAAACAUUAUGUCUAACAUGCCUGAACACAUGGAUUCAUAUUAUCUGCGCCGAAUCGCAAGAAGAUUGAUAGACAGAGAAAUGAGCCUGUUAGUCUCGAAGCCUUCUUCAACUGAUUUAAGGCACCAGUCUGAGCAUAUUGACCAAUCACACAUUGGGAUGGCAGAAGGUGGGAAUGAUAAUGUAGGUAAUGAAAGCAUUAAAAAGGGCCUCAGCACAUUGCAUGAAAAAGCGUCGCUGCAUGAUCUAGAUCCUUCUGCUUCCCAGGCGCUUCAUGAGCUUAUUUCUUUAGUCCAUGACCACGUUAAUGCUGUUGAUACAAGUAAGGGACUCCAACACACUUCACCCAGUUGUUCAGAGGGCGAAAAAAGCAAGUUCCUGGUGAAUGCCUUGUCUUGUUUAGAAGAUGAUCGCGUUGCCCAUUUGCUUUGGAAUCUUGAAGCAUCUAGACUUCGAGAUGUUCUCCUUGCAAUGGCACGUUAUUUCCCAAGAACCUUAGAAGCAUUAAUACUCCACAUGCUCUCACCCAUUGCUGCGGAAGUUCUAACACAGAAGUUUGAUGAGAUUGACCAACAGACUGGUGAAGAAGAUAGGUUUUGUCCUGAAGCAUUGUUGUGUUUCUAUUUCCAUACUUUGAAACUGGAGAGUAACUUGUUAUCUCUCUUCUUUUUUUCGUUUCCAAUUCUUAGAAACCAGUUCUUUCGGGAAUUUUAUGGUGCAUUCGAUGAUGAAGCAGCUGCGAUGGAUAUAAUUUUAAGUAGGAAAGAGUCUUUUGCAUUUCAGGCAUUUAAGAGUGUACUAGACAAGUAUUUGGGGGUCAACAUUGCUUCACCAACAAUAAACAUUUGAAGGGUCUUGGGUGUGGUCGUUUGUGGUGGCCAGAUGAAUGUGAUCGGACAAGAGAGACUGAGAGAGCAUGUUGGUAGUGCCGUGUUAGUUAGGAAACUGAUAAAAAUGUUGCUGUUUAUAUUGGAAGGUGCUCCUUUCACUCUCAUUAGCAUUUUUUCUGCCAUCGAAUAGGAUUACUAUUUAUUUCAUGGCCAAUGGGGGCGGGAGCUUUUGAAUCGUAUAGUCGACAAAACCAGAAUUUUGAAUAGGAAAAAAGGAAGUGAUGUAUGGUUUGCUAAUUUGUUAGAUAUAGGUAUUGCAAGAAAAUGUGUCUAUGUUUAAUGGAAACCAAUCAUGAAUUCUUGUGUUGAA